AUGAAAUCUUACUAUCUGCCUCACCAUGCAGUUAUAAAAUCAAAUAGUCUCACUACCAAGGUACGUGUUUUUUUCGACGGUUCAGCGCAAAGCAAGUCUGGUGUUUCUCUAAAUGAUAUAUUGUCACGAGGGCCAGCCACCCAGCCUGAACUUUUCUCAAUAUUGUUGCGCUUUCGUGUGCAUAGAUACGUCCUUACUGGAGACAUAGAAAAAAUGUACAGACAAGUUAAAGUAUCCACUGCAGACUGUAAUCUACAAUGUAUUGUGUACAGAAACUCUCCUGAAGACCCUGUUAUUGAUUAUAGAUUGCUCACUGUAACCUAUGGAACAAAGUCAGCAUCGUUUUUGGCUACGAAAUGUCUUUCUCAACUAGCUAAUGACACCUCCGUUCCGUCGGUUAGCCGUGCAAUACGUGAGGAUUCCUAUGUCGAUGACUUAAUCACUGGAUCCUCUUCUAUAGACGAAUGCUAUUCUAUUUAUACUGCACUAUGUCGAGUAUUGAACGCAGCAGGCAUGCCAUUGAGAAAAUGGUAUUCAAAUUCUCCUCUACUACUCAAUCAAAUUCCACAUACUGAAGACGAUCCAUCUUACUUAUUGAGGCUCAAUGAUGAAGACACCAUAAGUACUCUAGGGCUAACAUGGCAGCCUAGCAUUAAUUGUUUUAGAUUCAUAUUCAAGGACUGGGAUCCUUCUGUAGUAAUGUCCAAGCGUUAUUUGUUAUCGGAUAUAAGCAAAAUAUUUGACCCCCUUGGGCUAUUAACGCCUGUGCUUAUAAAAGGCAAGAUAUUUUUGCAACAAUUAUGGACUUUGAAACUUGGAUGGGACUCUCCAUUGUCAACUGAUUUUGUGUUGCGUUGGAAGCACUUUUAUCAUCAAUUUAAAGAACUUGAACACAUUAGAGUGCCUAGAACUGUUCUUAAUAUCGACGCUUCAAUAAUUGAGCUUCAUGGAUUUGCUGAUGCGUCGCAAGAAGCUUAUGGGGCAUGCGUUUAUUUAAGAUUCUUGGCCCCAAGUGGUAGCAUAUCAGUGUCACUGAUUGUAUCAAAGUCUAGAGUUGCUCCACUGAAGCCAACCACAAUUACAAGACUUGAACUUUCUGGGGCACACAUAUUGGCUGAGCUUGUUCAUAAUGUUGUACUUGAAUUAACUCAAAUUAACACUUCGAAACUACUCAAGGUGUUUGUUGCUAACAGGGUAGCACAAAUAAUUGACCUCACCAGUCCAAUGCAAUGGACACAUGUUCCCGCCAGCUGUAAUCCUGCUGACAUAAUAACCAGAGGCAUUGAUGUUCAAUCGCUCAGUACCCACGAGUUGUGGUGGAACGGCCCCUCAUGGUUAAGUCAAGAUAGAAAAUACUGGCCGGAGUGUCCUCUGUUGACAGAUGAAGUUCCUGAAAUCCGACAAGUCAAACUAGUUCUUGCUACUGUUCUGCCUACUACCACCCUGCUUGAUGAAUACUCUGAUUUCAUGCGCUUAAUUCGCAUCACAGCAUGGAUAUUAAGAUUUAAAUCAAACAGUAGCAUUUCCUCAGGAAGAGGGGGCCGUUGA
This is a messenger RNA of Myzus persicae (green peach aphid), 1548 nucleotides long. RefSeq lists its product as uncharacterized. NCBI's taxonomy places the organism in Eukaryota, Metazoa, Arthropoda, Insecta, Hemiptera, Aphididae. The coding region runs from base 1 to 1548 and encodes 515 amino acids. The transcript has 2 exons. The record is from RefSeq and is a predicted model, not a curated record.